AUGGCACCAUCAAAGGCAUCAGAACGGGCCAAGGCCAAGCUCCAAGCCGUCCUCGACAACCCCAACAGAAACGACGCCAGCGGUUACAAGCAGAGAGUCAUGACUACCAAGAACCCCCUCGGAUCCGGCGAUGUCAACAUGGUUACUCGGCGAGACAGCAACACCCGACGCAUGAGCACGACCAGCGAGGGUUCGGCCGGUGAGGUUCAACGAAGAUGGAGCAUGGUCAAGAAUUGGAUCAAUCGCCCCGCCUAUUAA
Molecule: messenger RNA, 258 nt
Organism: Fusarium falciforme
Lineage: Eukaryota; Fungi; Ascomycota; Sordariomycetes; Hypocreales; Nectriaceae
Exons: 2
Coding region: 1-258 (85 amino acids)
Source: RefSeq, a predicted model, not a curated record